Lolium perenne is the source of this 504-nucleotide messenger RNA. The record is from RefSeq and is a predicted model, not a curated record. Lineage: Eukaryota; Viridiplantae; Streptophyta; Magnoliopsida; Poales; Poaceae.
AUGGUGGACGAGGAGGCGGGCGUCGGAGCAGCGACGAACGGAGCCAGGGCAGCCGUCCCUGGAGCCGGUGCGGGGGACGAAGCGGGCGCGAUCGGCCCGGCCACGCCAGGCAAUGGAGGAGGGACCGCGAUCGGCCCGGUUCCGCCAGACGAAGGAGGAGGGACCGCGAUCGAAUCGGCUACAGCAGGCGAUGAUGAAGCAGCCGACCGAUGGAGCGGCCCGACCACGGCAGGCACCGACGCAGCGGCCGAAGCAAACGGCCAUGGAGCACGAGGGGCAGCACCCAAGAAGAGACCAGCCGAGGUGGUGAUCGGGGCGCUGCUAAGCGGUGGCGGCGUGCGGCCGUCGAGAAGCGCCGCAAGAAACGGCGACACAAGGGGCCGCGACGAAGAGGAGGCCAUCACAGCGGUGGUGGAGGUGGUCGAGGCGGCGGGGCGCGUCGCGGCGGCGGCCGAGGAGGCCGCGGCGGCGGCGCACGUGAGGGCAGCGGAAGACAUGACCUAA